Molecule: messenger RNA, 2909 nt
Organism: Octopus bimaculoides (California two-spot octopus)
Lineage: Eukaryota; Metazoa; Mollusca; Cephalopoda; Octopoda; Octopodidae
Product: beclin-1
Biological process (GO): autophagosome assembly; late endosome to vacuole transport; cellular response to nitrogen starvation
Cellular component (GO): phosphatidylinositol 3-kinase complex, class III, type II; phosphatidylinositol 3-kinase complex, class III, type I; phagophore assembly site
Molecular function (GO): phosphatidylinositol 3-kinase binding; protein-macromolecule adaptor activity
Source: RefSeq, a predicted model, not a curated record
UCAGGAUAUGGAUUUCACCCCUCAGCCUUACACUGUCCGGCGAUAUAUCGGGCCUCAAGGAGACUUUGACAUGGAUGAUGAGCUCAGCUCAGAUUUUACUUUACUUGGUGAGACAGGAUUAGGGGUGAUGGAGAACCUCAGUUUAAGACUUAAAGCCACAGGAUAUCUUUUUGACAUCAUGUCUGGUCAGUCAGAAGUGGACCACCCCCUCUGUGAGGAAUGUACAGACACACUUCUUGACCAACUUGACCGUCAACUCUAUUUUACAGAGGAGGAAUGUAAACAAUACAAAGAUUUCCUCUUAAACCUGGACAACUCCGAAGAGAAGGAGAACCUGGAGACUUUGGACAAUGAGCUGAAGCGGCUGGAAAAGGAGGAGACGUUGUUGAGGGAACAGCUGGAGAAGGUGGAGACGGAACGUUCGGAGAUGGCGAAACUGAUUGAAAAGGAGAAGGAAACUGCAAAACAACUGGAAGUUGAAGAAGAAAAAUACUGGCAAGAGUAUAACCAAUGUAAACGAGACCUUCAUCAAUUUCAAGAUGAUCAAAGAAGUGUCACCUUACAGCUGCAGUAUGCCCAGAGUCAACUAGAGAAACUGACCAAAAUUAAUGUCUUCAAUGCUACAUUCCAUAUAUGGCACAACGGUCAGUUUGUGACAAUAAACAACUUCAGGUUAGGUCGUCUUCCAAGUGCUCAGGUUGAUUGGAAUGAAAUAAAUGCUGCCUGGGGUCAGACUGUUCUCCUCCUCCAUGCUUUGGCCAAAAAGAUGAACCUUAAAUUCACAAAAUACCGCCUGGUUCCCUACGGCAACCAUUCUUACUUGGAGUCGUUAACUGAUAAAAGUAAAGAGUUGCCACUUUAUGGUUCUGGUGGAUUCCGGUUUUUCUGGGACACAAAGUUUGAUCAUGCAAUGGUAGCCUUUUUGGACUGCUUACAAGAGUUCAAGAAAGAAGUGGAGAAAGGUGAUUCCAACUUCUGUCUACCAUACAAAAUGGAGAAAGGACGUAUAGAAGAUGCAAACACAGAUACCUCCUAUUCUAUAAAAAUCCAGUUCAAUUCUGAAGAACAAUGGACAAAAGCUCUGAAAUAUAUGAUGACUAAUUUACGCUGGGGUUUAGCCUGGGUAUCAUCCCAGUUCCCCAAUAAGUGAUCUUCAAUCAUUUUCCUGACCCUGUUUCUGAUGAUAUACACUUCCUUCUGUGUAUUUCAGUUGAUGUUGAAAAUAAGGAAGAUUUGGAGGGAUUUAGCAUGGAAAAAUAACUAAGUCUGUCAUUAAGAAGAACCCUUUUGAUACCAAACCUCCCUAGACCAUUCCUGGUUCAAUGUUAUAGACUCUGGGUUUUAAAGUGAACGAAAUUAAAAACUUUCCAUUGAAAUUUCAUUUUUAUAUUCUAUUCCAAAGAUCAGCUGAAUAACGAUGGAGUUAUUUUACUAUAUACCUUAUUAUUUUUUAAAUUAAUUGAAAGAAAAACUGUGAUUUUAACUAAUAUGGUAACAAAAGGGUUAAAACUGGUGUUUGGAGCAUAAUUUUACAAAAUGUUCUUAGAUACAAUUACAAAGGAAUGCUGUAAUUUAAUUAAAUGGUGGGUUUCGUAUGGUAGAACCAAAGGCUGUAUCAAGCUAGUGUUGGUAUCAAAUAAAGGUUAACCCUUUAGCAUUUAAACUGAUCGUAUCCAGCCAAUAUAUCUGCCUCUUUUAUUUUUCAAACUGGCCAUCAGAUCCAACAUUUCACACCUACCCUACAAUGUCAUUGUAAAAAUAAACAAUCACAUCACUGAAAUCUUGAAGCCACAAGAUAAUGCAUAAUUAAUUCAAAAUUAUGUAUACAUUUGACUGAGUAAUCUGAAUGCUAAAGGGUUAAUAAUACUUUUAAUUCACCUCAUUAAGCUGAUUUUCUUUCAAUACUAUUAAUUUUUGUUUCUCCCCAGUGCAAUUAAUACGAAACACCCAAUCUAUACCAGCAUUAAACGGUCUUUCCUAUGGCUGAGUAUACCAUGCCCUCUUGUUUGGACUCUUUUCAUAACAUGUUCAGUUGUUGCAGUAGUCUUCCUGUAUGGCCAAACACUUGACGACACUUUAGUUUUGUUGUUGUUAACUAACAUAACAACAACAACACAGAUAUAUGUACUAGGGUCAAUUAAUUUGAUUAGAACUUUUUCAAAGCACUACUCCAGCAUAGCCACAGUCUAAUGACCGAAACCAGUUAAAGAUAAUAUUAUUAUUAAGACAGCAAGCUGGCAGAAUCAUUAGCAUGCCAGGCAAAAUGCUUAGCGCCAUUUCAUCUGUGUCUAUGUUCUGAGUUCAAAUUCUGUUGAGGUCAACUUUGCCUUUUAUCCUUUCAGGGUUGAUAAACUAAGUACCAGUGAAACACUGGGGUCAAUAUAAUCAACUAGUCCCCUCUCCCCCAAAAUUUCAGGCUUUGUGCCUUUAAUAGAAAGCAUUAUUAUUAUUUAGGCGCAUGUUAGACCAAACACUUAGUGGUAUUUCUUCUGGUUUUGCAUUUUGAGCUCCAAUACACCAAGGUAGACUGCUUCUUCUGAAUCAAUAAAAUAAAUACUAAUUGAGCACCGGGGGUCGAUUUAAUCAACUGUUCCCCAUCCCCAAAAUGUCAGACCUUGUGCCUACAGUAGAGAGGAAAAAUUAUUAUUAUUAUUAUUAUUACUGUUCUGGACUUGGGAAGAGUUAAUUCAUAUCCCUUUUAUUUAUUGUGCGGGUGUGUAAAUGUAUGAGUAUAUAUAUCAGUUUGUAUAUGUGUGACUGCAUGCGUGUAUGCAUGAACAUAUGUGUGCAUGUAUAUAUAUAUAUUAUCCAUUUCAGAGCACAUACGUGAAUGUAUGAAUGCAUGUCUGUAUAUAUUAUAUUUUUUUUUUCAGUUAUUCAAUCUAAAUUAAAAUAAAUUCUUGGCUGAA